AAUCAGUAACGUGGUUGCUACAAACCCCAAGGAUCACGCGUGUCAGCCCUGUGCUGGGACAGAGGGACGUGGCAUGCCAGUCUGGACGAUGCCAAUGUGCAUGUGGUGCUGUGCUUGUGAGAAGAAAGAGACAAUCUUGGACCAAAAGAGCCAGGACAGAGCAUGUCUGUCUGAAGAGGAAAAGUGGACAUGAAAAGGUGACAUGAUUCACCUUCAGUCAUGUAGCAGUUUGGUAGCAUCUCAAGGACAAGCAUACAUGUCUCUUAAUGUCCAGCCUGGUGUGUUACCUGUUUGAUCAUGCUGUAUCUGCAUCCCUCAGAGUAUCCAUGGUGCAUUGACUGGCGUCCUCUCCAGCACGGUGUUUUACUCUCCACUGUGAGACACGGUGUAUGUAAAUGUUGGGUUGCAGAAGAAGCAUAGUGACAGAUGAACAAUGUCGAAAUCUGGAAAUCAGCACCAGGCAGGAGGUAGCCAUGCCCCACCUGUACCAGGACUCGAAGCCGAGGCCACCGGCACUGCCCGGGGCUGCACGGGCCACCCAGGGCUCAGGGAAGUCCUACGAGGAGCUGAAGCGGGAGUGUCUGUGCAAGGGGAUUCUCUUCGAGGACCCCGACUUCCCCGCCUGCAGCUCUUCUCUCUUCUUUGGUGAAAAGCCACCUAUUCCCUUCAUCUGGAAGAGGCCCGGGGACAUUGUCAAAGACCCCAAGUUUAUCCUUGGAGGAGCCACAAGAACUGACAUUUGCCAGGGCGACCUUGGUGACUGUUGGCUAUUAGCAGCCAUAGCUUCUCUUACACUGAAUGAAAAAACGCUAGCAAGAGUGGUGCCACUGGAUCAAAAUUUUGGGCCAGAUUAUGCUGGAAUAUUUCACUUCCAGUUUUGGCAGCACAAUGAGUGGCUGGAUGUUGUGAUUGAUGACCGAUUACCCACCUUCAACGGCCGGCUGGUUUUCCUGCACUCAGCUGAACACAAUGAAUUCUGGAGUGCUUUACUAGAGAAAGCCUAUGCCAAGCUGAACGGCAGCUACGAGGCUCUGAAAGGAGGCAGUACAAUAGAAGCCAUGGAGGAUUUCACGGGGGGCGUAGGAGAAAUGUAUGAGGUCAAAAAGGCUCCCGACAAUUUCUAUGAAAUCCUAGAGAAAGCUCUGAAAAGGUGCUCAAUGGUGGGCUGCUCUAUUGAUACCAGCAGUGCUGCCGAGUCAGAAGCCAGAACCCCCUUUGGCCUUAUUAAGGGCCAUGCUUACUCCGUGACUGGCAUUGAUGAGGUGUGCUAUCGAGGACAGAAAGUGCAGCUCAUAAGGAUAAGGAAUCCUUGGGGACAGGUCGAGUGGAAUGGCCCUUGGAGUGACAACUCUCCGGAAUGGCAUUUGGUCAGCCCAUCGGAGCAGAAACGCCUAUCUCAGGCAGCAUUGGAUGAUGGAGAGUUCUGGAUGAAAUUUGAAGACUUCAAAGUGCAUUUUGACAAGGUUGAGAUCUGCAACCUGACUCCAGAUGCCCUGGAAGACAGCACAGCCCACAAAUGGGAGGUGACCAUCCACCAAGGAAGCUGGGUACGGGGAUCCACUGCAGGAGGAUGCAGGAAUUUUCUAGAGACUUUCUGGACAAAUCCACAAAUCAAGCUGCAUUUGACAGAGAAAGACGAUGGGCAAGAUGACUGCACAUUCAUAGCAGCACUGAUGCAAAAGGAUCGCCGUAAACUCAAGAAGUUUGGUGCUGAAAUGCUAACCAUUGGCUAUUCUAUUUAUGAGAGCCCCAGCAGAGAUGGACACCUCGGCAAAGACUUCUUCAGGUACCACCCCUCCAAGGCCAGGAGUAAAACCUACAUUAAUUUAAGGGAAGUAUCCAACCGAUUCAAGCUGCCACCAGGCGAUUACAUUCUUAUUCCAACCACGUUUGAGCCGCACCAAGAGGCAGAUUUCUGCCUGAGAAUUUUCUCCGAGAAGAAGGCUGUCACUGAGGAUCUAGAUGAAAACGUUGCCAUUGAUCUCCCUGAGCCUCCAAACCCAACCCCAAGCUCACAGGAAACUGAAGAAGAAAAGCAGUUCCGGGCACUGUUUGAGCAGAUUGCAGGAAAGGACAUGGAGGUAUCUGCAGAAGAACUUGAAUAUGUUCUCAAUGCUGUAUUAAAAAAAACUAAGAACAUAAAAUUCAAGAACUUGAGUAUAAUUUCAUGCCGAAAUAUAAUUUCUCUUAUGGAUACCAGUGGCAACGGGAAACUGGAAUUUAAUGAGUUCACAGUAUUCUGGGAAAAAAUGAAGAAAUGGAUAAAUAUCUUUCUUCAAUUUGAUUUUGAUAAAUCGGGCUCUAUGUCCUCCUAUGAGCUUCGCAGCGCUCUUAAAGCUGCAGGAUACCAACUCAACAACUAUCUGCUGCAACUGAUUGUCCUCCGAUACUCUGAUGAACAGUUCCAGAUUGAAUUUGAUGAUUUUCUGAACUGCUUAAUUCGCUUAGAGAAUGCAAGUCGAGUAUUCCAAGCACUGAGUGUGAAAAGCAAGGACUUCAUUAACCUGAAUAUAGGCGAGUUCAUCAACCUGGCAAUGAACAUUUGAAGAAACCUGACAUGUAUACUGGGAUUUCCUUGUGACAUCGCUGCUGAGACUUCUUCAACAGCUGAGGUCCUCUUCACAUGUAAACUUUACCAGGAUCUGUCGUGCAGAGGAGCACACAUGCUGUCCACCUUUUCUGGUCUCUAGCCCUGUUAUGUUGAUGAGUACAAUAGUCAGAUUGCAUUUUGGUUUUAUUUCUGAUAAAGCCUGAUACUGGAUUUGUUACUGUGAGAGGCAUUUGGAUGGGGCACACAUGCCUCAAGCAGGUUGAAAUGUGUGUCCCUGAGUGACCACAGGCUUUUAUGAAAUAGGAUUGUAUUUAGUUUCAGCACAGCACAGACUACAAGGAUUAAAAGUCUUUAUUACUGCUUGGCUACAGAUUACUGUAAGGUGCUUUUGAAAAUAUAAGACUGAAUAAAACUUCAUUCAGUUUAGAAUUUAUUCCCAGGAAUGCUGUGUGGCUACAUAACAAGUCUCCUGCCAUAGCCACAUGAAUUGCAGUCUGGUGAACUAGGGAAUGUGUGGAUGAAAAUUCAUCCCUGAAUAUUUAUGACAGAGGUCCCUCGUCCAGGCUUCCUUAGAAGGGUGCUUAAGCUAACAUCUGACGUUCAUCAGACAUUUAAAUUAGAGAAAAAUUGUUGCAUCUCACCUUCCCUUAGUCAUUCCUAUGCUGCCAACAAAAUUUCUUUGCUACACACUUCUUUCUGUGGCCAAAGAAUGUCUCACAAGCUGGUCUCUGCGGAGUUGCACACAACUUGUCUUUGUCUUCAGAGAAGCACUCAGACUCCAAGACAGUGAGCUCUUGUGUAGGGCUGUUUUCCCCCCAGGCGGUCCAAGAUUGUGUCCCACACCAACUCUGCUCCAGAAGAGCAACUAUAAUAAUUUGAGAUGAAUUAAAUGUAACCAUUGGUAAGGCCCUGAUCUCUAGAAAUAUUGCUAUUUUGCAUCUGUAACUUACAUAGUAUUAUUCAUGUGAUAUGAGUAGCCAGUGCUGACUUAAAAAAUAACAGUAAUAGUAACCAGGGACUUAAGAGGUCUUCAUAGGAUUUCUUUCCAUGAUUAUCUUCAUACCUUAUGUCCAUUUUAUAAUGAAUCAACUGUCUGGAUUUGUUUUCUAAAACCUUGCAGCCAAACAGCUGGUCCUAGAAUAGCCUUGCAUUCCCUACUGUCCAGGAUCACUGAUACAGCCGGGGUUUUGUUUGCUCUAGAUUCAGAUCUAAUGAGCAAUUCUGGAAGGAAAAUCAAGCUGCAGUAAAGGUGAAGUUCAAAUGAUGAAAAAACACAGGAAACACGAUGUUUAAAAUACCUACUUUAUUUUUUUUCUAACUAUUAUAAUCUUGUAGCUACACAGAAAAUGCUCUGGAGCUAACUGGCAGCUGAGCAAAAGCUAAUGGUUGCAGUAUUUGAUUAACCGAGGUACUCAGCCCCAUGAGGUGUAUUGAUUUUCCGAUGUGCUGAUUGUAUGCCCCUUUGAGAGCACUGGAGACAGCUGUCUAAAUUUGUGAAGGUCUGUAUUAAAAUCUAGACUGCCCCAUAAA
Molecule: messenger RNA, 4081 nt
Organism: Columba livia (rock pigeon)
Lineage: Eukaryota; Metazoa; Chordata; Aves; Columbiformes; Columbidae
Gene: CAPN9
Product: calpain 9
Exons: 23
Coding region: 396-2546 (716 amino acids)
Biological process (GO): proteolysis
Cellular component (GO): cytoplasm
Molecular function (GO): calcium ion binding; calcium-dependent cysteine-type endopeptidase activity
Source: RefSeq, a predicted model, not a curated record